UAAGAUUUGGUUUAGACGAGACGGUUUCAAAAACACAAAAAAUUAGGUUUAGACUGGAUACAAUUUUCAAUCGAAAAAACAAUUAGGGCUUGGUGAAAGUGUGGAAAUUCUGAAUCAAUGGAGGUUGAGCGUAGAACAUACGAAGAAUUUGAAAGAUAUGAAGACGGAUUUGAUGAUUUCUUGAUGAAAUACGUGGAUGAUAAUGAUGAAGGUAAAGAAGACGGAUUCGAUGAAUUUCUGAGGAAAUACGCGUAUGAUAAUGAUGAAUUGUCGAAUGCGGAAUAGAGUGAUUAUGACAAUGAGUUGAAGAUCUUGAAGAAUUUGUUCCAGAAAAUUAAUCUCUCUACCAAGAAUCGUGAAUUGCACGCCUUGAAUUACAUUGAAAUUAUGAACAAGUUCAAAGAUGUUGUGAUUGAUGUUUCUGACGCCUGCACUAUUCAAGUUGAUGCUCUUGAAUUGAUUUCACAAUUGAAAGACCACUUCGCUUACUAUAAUCUCACCGGCUUCUUUGUUGAUUGUCACCUCAAAUACAACCUUGAGAAUUUUGAUGAUCCGAUAAAGUACAACUACGAUGAAAGAGUUUGUGGUGGUUUAGGGGCAGUUGAUGAUGUGGAAUCUCACGCCGAAUUAGCCCGUGAAGCAAUCGAUAAGUAUAACCAUCACAAGGGAGCAAAGCUGAAGUUGGUGCGGAUGAUAAAGAUGAAUGUUAUGUUUACCUUUCUUAUUCGUUACUGUUUCGGGUGAAAACAAUGGGACCUUGCCGAAGGUCCGCUGAAACGGA
This is a messenger RNA of Chenopodium quinoa (quinoa), 781 nucleotides long. RefSeq lists its product as uncharacterized. Lineage: Eukaryota; Viridiplantae; Streptophyta; Magnoliopsida; Caryophyllales; Amaranthaceae. Bases 388 to 744 code for a protein of 118 amino acids. The record is from RefSeq and is a predicted model, not a curated record. The transcript has 3 exons.